AUGAAGUCUUCAAGUUAUCUGCUCCUGACGGUGACCUCAAUGUGUUACGCCGUUCAGGAUGAUAUACUGAGACUGCUGGAUGGCGAGGAUGUCUCACUAGACCUGGAGUCUUUCUGGCCUUCUGACCACUCCAUCCGUUCACCAGAAGAUGCUUACUCCAGUAAGUCUCAUUCGGCAGCAUUUUUAAAUGAAAUCAACAACGAACUCCGCCAAUGGAAGCACGGACUGGCCACCGCAGAGUGGAAUUACAAAACCAACAUCACCGACCACAACAAAGACGAGUUCACGAACGUGGCCACACGAUACGAAAUCUGGAGGCUUCGACAAAUGAAAGAAGCAAGGCGGUUCAACAUAGAUGUUCUGCCAGAAGAUUUGAGUAGCAAAUUUCCUUGUUCAAAUUGUCUGCGAUCUCCAGUGAUGCCGGAACGCAGAUCUCAGCUACAACAGAUAAUGGAAGGUAGUUACGGGACUGGACAGGCGUGUUUGACAAAUGGCACCUGUUUGGCAUUGGAACCGGAAGUGACGCAUAUAAUGUCCAACUCACGUGACCCAGAACUCCUGAAGGAAGUGUGGCUUCAGUGGAGGAACGGAGUUGGGCCCUCCAUGAAGAAACAUUACGUUGAAUUUAUCAGCUUGCUCAACAUUGGCGCUGUUGAAAAUGGAUUUUCCGACUACAGCCAGUUUUGGAAGCAAGAUCUGUUCUACAAUACUCCAGAACUGGACAGAAUGCUCCAGAAGCUGUGGACUAGCGUCCGACCCUUGUACCUGCAGCUACACGCUUACGUUCGCAGGAAGCUGACGGAGUACUAUGGCAGGAACAUUGUUGGAGAUGAUGGUUCCAUUCCAGCUCAUCUGUUGGGCAACAUGUGGGCACAGCAUUGGUCUAACAUCAUAGACAUCGUCAUCCCGUUCCCAGAAGUCAGCAGAGAAGACCAGAUCGAAGCUCGGCUGAAGACCCAUGUGGACGUCCGAGGAAUGUUCAACAUGGCCGAAAGAUUUUACAAGUCCAUAGGGUUCCACCGCAUGACGCCAACGUUCUGGAAGAAGUCCAUGCUGGAGAAGCCGAAAGGGGACAAUGUUUUAUGUCAAGCUUCAUCAUUUGACAUGUUUUAUCCUGGGGAUUAUAGAAUCAAAAUGUGCUCCGAUGUGACCUACGCUAACUUCAAAACCGUACACCAUGAAAUGGGCCACAUCGAAUACUUCAUGACUUACGCAGACCAACCGACGAUCUUCCGAGAAGGCGCCAAUGCCGCCUUCCAGGAGGCUGUUGGUGAUACCAUAGGCCUUUCCGUGAUGUCUGCGACCCAUCUGAAAGCGCUUGGCUUCGUGGAGAGUGAUGAGAACUGCUUGUCCCGGGAGUCGCUGCGGAUUUUACGACAGAAAGCCACAAUAAACAGUCUUCUACACAUGGCUUUGGAAAAGAUUGCCUUUCUUCCAUUUGGAAUCUUAGUGGAUACGUGGAGAUGGGGCGUCAUGCAGGGCGCUAUAACCCCCGAAAAUUACAACCGGAAAUGGUGGGAACUGAGACUGCAGUUCCAAGGAAUUAGAGCUCCAGUGCCUCGCUCAGAAAAUGACUUUGACCCCGGUGCAAAAUAUCACAUACCUGCAAACUCCAAUUACAUUAGUUACUUUGUCAGCUACAUCCAACAGUUUCAGAUGUACAAGAGCAUGUGUCAGCUCAGCUCCUUCAGAGGGCCCCUGCACGAGUGUGACUUCUAUGGGUCAAAAACUGCCGGCAACAAGCUCAGACAUGUAAUGAGUGACGGCAGUAGCGUCCCUUGGCAGGACCAACUGGAAUAUCUGACCGGAAGUGGACAGGUGACCGCCGACGCCAUCUUGGAGUACUUUCAACCGUUGUACGAGUGGCUUAUACUGGACAACUCCCUACACAAGGAAACUGUGGGUUGGGAGGGAGCCAGUAUCAACUGGCAUGCUCAAUAA
Candidula unifasciata is the source of this 1941-nucleotide messenger RNA. Lineage: Eukaryota; Metazoa; Mollusca; Gastropoda; Stylommatophora; Geomitridae. The record is from the annotation of a GenBank genome assembly.